UCUCCCUCGAGCAAGAGGCGCAGUUGUCUGCGUAUCGUGCGCUCCAACAGAGUGGGCUGCUGCUUCCCCUUCUCAUCUCCUUCCGAGAUUCUCUCGUCUUCCGAACGUUUCAUUGACGCGUUUCUUCUCUUCCUCGCGGCCGUGUACGUCUGCGCAGAGUCGGCGCGGGCAGAUCAGCCAUGGGGCGUGCCAUGAGAUGGCUCAAGAAGCUCUUGACGGGCACGAAGGAAGGACACGGCGGCGCCAAGCAGGCCGACUGGCACGACGCGGCGGAGAAGGAGACGAGCAGGUGGAGCUUCGUGAAGCAGAGGAAGAGCGGAGCUGACGGCGGGAAGCCGCGGCCUUCGGUGGUGGCUCUUGCCGGCGCGGUCAGGCCGUGCCGUUGCGUCGGUCAACCGCGCGAGGAGGAGGCCGCCGUCGUGGUUCAGAAGGCCUUCAGAGGCUACCUGGCUAGGAAAGCGCUUCGCGCGCUGAGAUCACUCGUCAAGCUGCAGGCUCUGGUCCGAGGCUACCUCGUGAGGAAGCAGGCAGCCACGACUUUGCACAGGCUGCAGGCGCUCAUGCGGCUGCAGGCAGAUUCGUACGCCGUCAAGCGAGCUUCCUAUCGGCGAUCAAUGGAACAAGAGAGGAUCGUCAGGGAAGAUGUCCGGACGAAGCCGUCGCCGGCGAAGGCAGUGCACCGGCGGCGGCUGUCCGACAGCACGGACUCCAACUACGAGCGCAGCCCGCGGAUCGUGGAGAUGGACACGUGCCACCUCCGCUCCCGGUCCACCCGGAUCGCCAGCGGCCGGUACACGCCCGAUCGCUCGUCGGCCCGCCUCGCCGCGGACCUGGCGCCGCUGUCCGUCAAGCAGCCCCGGCGACUGUCCACUCGGCGGUGCCACGAGCGCGACCCCGUCAGGCACGCCAGGACGGCGCAGAACACGCCCCGCUUCAGCGGCCCCGACACGCCGUACACGUACGACUCGCCUGCAAAGAGCGUCGACGGGCUGACGCCGCGGCCGCUCUGGCACCAGGACCUGCUCGCGAGCCCGCGCUACAUGGGGGGCACGGCCUCGUCGGCGGCGAAGACGCGGUGCCACAGCGCGCCCAGGCAGCCGGCCGAGGCGGCGAGGGCGAGCCUGACGUCCCAAACAGGGUCGAGGAGGUCGGCGUCCAAGCGUAUGCAGGGCGGAUACCUGUCGGAAGCCACACGCACGGGCUACUCCGGUCUCAUCGAGGAGGCAGCCAGGGAUUACUACUUGGACAGGAUGUGGUGACCCAUCAGAUGGAGAUGGUGAAAUACGACAUCGAUGGUCUCCGAAUUUCAGUCAGUUAUCCAAAUCGUGUACAGAUUCAGUAUAAUGGUCCAGGCACAGUUAAGUUUUUGUGAAUCACAAGGUCAAUUGCAUAGAAGAGGGUGAAGUGAAACUGUCGACCUUCUGAUUCGUACAUUCAGAUUGAUAGAUGGAUGAAGCAGAGAGCCAGAGACAGUACAAUAGGUAAAUGAACUGAAGCGCAGUGUGACAUGGUGGCUUAGGGCAUCUCUAGCGGGGCGACGCAAAUCAGACGCCUAAAUUAUCCGUGUGCGUUCGUUUCCGUCACCCCACGGACGCGAAAAUGAUCGUUUUUGUUUGCGUCCGUUUGCAUCUGGGUGCCUCCAGCAGCCCGACGCAUUUCCGCGUCGGCAUG
Lolium rigidum is the source of this 1671-nucleotide messenger RNA. Its product is annotated as protein IQ-domain 26-like. Bases 180 to 1259 code for a protein of 359 amino acids. Gene Ontology annotation, molecular function: protein binding. The record is from RefSeq and is a predicted model, not a curated record. NCBI's taxonomy places the organism in Eukaryota, Viridiplantae, Streptophyta, Magnoliopsida, Poales, Poaceae. The transcript has 3 exons.